Messenger RNA from Aphanomyces invadans, 2376 nucleotides. RefSeq lists its product as hypothetical. Bases 26 to 2044 code for a protein of 672 amino acids. The transcript is spliced from 6 exons. Lineage: Eukaryota; Oomycota; Saprolegniomycetes; Saprolegniales; Verrucalvaceae. The record is from RefSeq and is a predicted model, not a curated record. Gene Ontology annotation, molecular function: microtubule binding; beta-tubulin binding. Gene Ontology annotation, cellular component: axoneme.
UUGCGACCGUUCGAGGCACAUCGAGAUGCCUCCCAAGAAGAAGAAGGGAAAGAAGAAAUCCAAGGAGGAGCUUGAGGAAGAGCGUCGGUUGAAGGAGGAAGAGGACGCACGCAUUCGCUUGGAAGAAGAGCGUCGAUUAGAGGAAGAACGAAAACAGCGCGAGGAAGAGGAGCGAAAGCGGCGCGAGGAGGAGGCCAAGAACCGCGCCGCCGAGCUCGUGCGGCUUGAGGAAGAAUACUCUUCGAGUUUGGCGGGGAUUCAAGCGAAGGCAAAUCGGUUGGGCGAGGAAUUGCGCCGCCGCAAGGACCAACACGACUGGCAAAAAUAUCUCGCAUGCGACCCAAAGCCCGACGCCACCGUCGAAAACGACAUCAACGCGUUCUUACACUCGUGGACGCACGAUACCAACAACAGCGACCUCGCGUGGGCUGUUCAAUCGUGCGAAGCCGCGAGGCUCGUCGUCCAGGACUUGCUUUACUUGCACAUGGAGGCUCGGGCCCUGCACCAGGGAUUGCAGCUCGACUUGACCGCUCUGUACUUGCACAAGCUGACGUCGCUCACAACGGAAAAGCUGGACGCCACGACCGCGCACAUGCUUCAGUACGCCGACGAAUUUUUGGACCCCGCCGGCAAAGGCGAAGUCAAGGUCGCGGCCGCCGCGGGGCCAAUAAAGACUGGGGUAUGGAUGAACUUGGUGCCGAAAGGCCUCCGCAACAAGAAGAUCGACUUUGGUGAGCUCGGCGCGACCGUCGACGUUCCCAAGCCCGUCGUGAUGCAGACGCUGGGCGUGCGGUUGUGCUACUUGCCGUACGAUGUCGCGUCGCAAACGGCGCUGCAGAACGUCGACGCUCCUCUUGGGGGAGUCUUUACGCUGGACUUGCUCAAGAUCCCUGCCCCGCCCAAGGGUGCGCGAGGGUGGGUCAUGCGCGAGCUCAGCUCGGAAACCAACGUCAAGCUUGAGUACCCGCUGGAUGGGAUGGUCGCGACCGCAUCCCUGGCGGUCAAGGUCACGCUGCAGCUGCCGACAGACGUGCUGAUCCCGGCCAACCCCCGCGUCGGGUGGUGGAAUGCGGCGGAGCAGACGUGGCAAGAGGACGGGAUCACGGAGGUGUUGUUCGCGGAAGAGACGAACGUGUUGUAUUUCAACACGAUGAAGCUGACGCACUUGGCCGUGGUCCAGCGCCGAAACGUCCACCACGUCAAGCACUUUUGGACGAUGAAGAGUUCGACAGCGAUCGAGGACGGACCGGCGUUUGCCGUCGGCGCGACGGCCGCCGUCCAGUUCGUUCUUCGCAACGCAAUGUACAACACGAUUCACUUUGACGUGACCGACGUUGGCGUCCGCCUCGUUGCCCCUGCCGUGCCCCAACUCGCGGCCCUCAACGCAGCCUACUUGUCGCCGGAAGAACUCGUGACGCGGCUCGCGCUUGCCGGCAUGGACCUCGCGCCGACUGCCAUGGACGACAAACGGUUUGACGUUGUGCCCAAGCUCGCUGUCCUCGAGAAGGCGCUCAUCGCGCAGGUGCUUGGACUGGUCGCAGCGUUUGAGAUCAAGAGCUUGACCGGCGACGAAGACGAAUUGUCGGCGCAGUGGGAGCGGUCAAGCGACAGCCCACGGUGCGCCGUCUUUUGCGUCAAAGAAGUGGUGUGGCCAUGGCUAAACCAGCCCGCGGACACGGUCGACGACAUUGGCGAAUUCAUCCAUGUCCUGGCCGAAGUCGACGAAGAGGCCGCCGCCGAAGUCAAGUUUCGCACGAACGCAACGUCGGUCGACAACCCGUACGACACGUACGUGCACCUGCGCCAGGCGCUGGCGACGCUGACAACGCCCGACGCCAAGGACCGUCUCGACAGCUCCAACUUGCUCCUCGAGUACAACAUGCAAAAGAUGCUGUCGCUGCUUCGCCUGUUUAGCUAUACGAAGCCGCCCAAACGACGGAUCGUGGAAGCGCGGCGAACGUCGUUUGUCCAGGAUUCUCCGACAACGCCGCCGCCGCCGGACGGCGACUCGAUCCGUGCCGAUCUCGUGCCGUCGUCGCAAUAAUUCUCGCACAACGCGCCGUGUGUUUGUCGCCCCGUUCGUUGCAUGCGCUUCCUCUUAGCUCACCACGACGCCAUCGAGCACACAUGCUUCCCACUCGUUGGCCCCUUUCACGGGCCGCAGAGCGCUCUUCCUGCGGCAAUCGGCCGUUGCGAUGAACUCGAGGUUGAUGUCGCGACGAACGACCAACUUCGACGGUUCGAACGGCAUGCAUCGGAAGCGACUGUAGAGAGGAAGCACGUCGUCGUCGUCGUUGAAGUUAACGUACUGCGUGUGGAUUAGAUUUGAAUGUGGCGAACGACGGCUCCGUCCGCGCCGACGGCGUCGUCAGGGAG